GACUGUGGGCUAGGUUGCGGACCACGAUUGCCUUCCCAUCAUCUCGUUGUUAUUGAACUCGACAACUACUCGCAUUUCGCCCGACCAUUAUAGGAAGAACUUGUAAGAACUGAUUUCUGCCAGGAGCAUUAGGCAGAGCACGGUAUGGUCAACCUAAGUUUCCUCGACAUGGCUUCAGAGCCGUCGGCUCUGGAGGUUCCCCAAGAUUGCAUGGAUACGUUCAGCACGGACGCAGCAAAGUCGUUUGCGCACCCCAAUUUUGCCGUGCCUUCUGUAUCCAACCCGGUCGAAUGGAUCAAGCAUCAAAUGAGCGAGGCUGCCGAAAACCGCAUCAAGAUGGCCAAGGGUACGACAACAUUGGCAUUCAAAUUCCGGGAGGGCAUUAUUGUUGCGGUUGAUUCACGAGCGACCGGUGGCACAUAUAUUGCAUCACAAUCUGUCAAGAAGGUUAUUGAAAUUAACCCAUAUUUACUCGGUACAAUGGCUGGAGGUGCGGCGGAUUGUUCUUACUGGGAGCGAGAACUCGGUAGACGAUGCCGUGUUUACGAACUCCGCAACAAGGAGCGCAUCUCCGUUGCAGCUGCCUCCAAGCUCCUUUCCAACAUGGUGUAUGCCUACAAAGGCAUGGGACUCUCCAUGGGAACAAUGAUUACAGGCUGGGACAAAACAGGCCCAGCACUCUUUUACGUGGACUCGGAUGGACAACGUCUUAAAGGAGAUUUAUUCUCUGUUGGUUCCGGAUCGACAUUUGCGUACGGUGUGUUGGAUGCUGGGUACCGUUUUGAUUUAUCGGUUGCAGAAGCGAUUGACCUGGGUCGGAGAGCUAUCUACCAUGCUACUUUCAGAGAUGCUGCGUCUGGUGGUGUGGUAAAUGUGUAUCAUAUCAAACAAGGCGGAUGGGAAUUUAUCAGCCAGACCGAUGUUACAGAACUGCAUUAUCAGUAUGCUGAUGAACCGAAACCUGCUCUUUUGUAAUAUUUCUUGAAAUAAACGUGUUUCUGCUGUUUGCAUAUGUGUGGACCUACUGAAGUUUGCCAACGCAAGCAUACAAGUUCUGUCCCGGUCAAAACAAACACGUCAUUACAUGUAAAUUUCGGUGUUCUGGAUUCAUUAUCCCUAAAUAUCGCCGCGUACACUUUUCAUCCUUGCGUUACGCAUGCAGCGCACCCUCUCACCAAACUCUGCAAACGGAU
This is a messenger RNA of Spizellomyces punctatus DAOM BR117, 1193 nucleotides long. RefSeq names its product proteasome subunit beta type-5. Gene Ontology annotation, molecular function: threonine-type endopeptidase activity. The record is from RefSeq and is a predicted model, not a curated record. Bases 145 to 975 code for a protein of 276 amino acids. The transcript has 9 exons. Lineage: Eukaryota; Fungi; Chytridiomycota; Chytridiomycetes; Spizellomycetales; Spizellomycetaceae. Gene Ontology annotation, cellular component: proteasome core complex.